Suillus subalutaceus is the source of this 2271-nucleotide messenger RNA. RefSeq lists its product as uncharacterized. The coding region runs from base 1 to 2271 and encodes 756 amino acids. The record is from RefSeq and is a predicted model, not a curated record. Lineage: Eukaryota; Fungi; Basidiomycota; Agaricomycetes; Boletales; Suillaceae. The transcript has 18 exons.
AUGGAAAUGUCCUGCCAUUAUUGCGUUGUUGAGCGCCAUAAAAACAAUCCAUUGCAUAUCAUCAAGGAGUGGAACGGCUCUUUUUUCCAGCGCACGCACCUCAAGUCCCUUGGUCUACGUGUUCAAUUGGGUCACACUCCUGGUGACCACUGUUACAAUCCGCGUCCCUCAGCAGGCAACGACUUCGUUGUUGUUGAUGUCAAUGGGAUCCAUGAAGUUGUGUUAGAUUUUUCAACAACAACGGAUCCACAAACGGCUGCAACAUUCAACAUACUCAAACACUAUCACCUGCUGUCAUAUGAGUCCAAGGUUUCGGCCUACAAAUUUUACCAUAGCUUAUCCAGGCGUUCUGACAAUACCGGAUUGUCACCAGUCAGAGAUCACUAUUCUGCAUUCAUGAGGACAGUCCAUGAAUGGCGCCACCUUCGGCAACUCAGAUGUGGUGGCCGAGGUCAUGACCCUGGUGGCAUUGCCGAAACAAAAGCUGGGGAACUUGCAGUGUUGUGUCCAGCAUGCCCGCAUCCUGACAAAAAUUUGCCCCAUGGUUGGGAGAAUUCACCUCCAGCAACAAGAUGGUUGUAUGCACUUUUUGUCGCUAUAGAUGCAAAUUUCCGCCUGAAGCGGAAGACUGUCUCCUCCGACCAAGUAGAUCCUGGCUUAAAUGCAGGAUGGGCCUAUUUUGUGGAGGACGCAUACAAAAGCUACCUAUCCGAGCAAGCUAAUGAACGACAAGAGCGCAGUACCUGUGUCAGCCAUAAUGCAGUAAAUAUGGCUGACACAAAAUCCUCACAAGGCCUGGCAGCAACUGGCAUAGGGACCAUCAACUGCGCUCGACACAAAUUCAAAUUGCCGAACGGGGUAGGUGAUUUACAAAAGGGCGAAAGGUAUCUUAACAUGGACUACCUUGUUUUUUCAGCACUCGUCGGAUUCACUGUAACAAUGCUAAACAUCUCCUACGAUAUCGCUUGUCAAUGGUCGAAAAAGCUAUGGAGCAGGAUGGAACACAUGCUGGCUCGGCUCCAUAUACCACAUGAUGACAUACUAGUUCGAUACUUCAUACCAAAGUUUCAUAUUGCUGCCCACAUUGCAGCCUGUCAGACUGAUGGAGAGGCACCGCAACAGUGUUGGGCAAAUGCCAAUCAUGAUCAUUUUGGUGAUUGGAAUUGGAAAAAGACUGCAGCGCUUGGCCAUACAUUGAAGCGCAAGAUGGAGGAAGCUGUAAAGUGGGAACGGGAACAUCAUAUUGCCUUGUACGACCUGGAAGGAACUAUUCAGCCUGCGCUGCUGGGCGAGUGGGGAAUCGAAGUCGAGAUGUGGGAGGAGGACAGCACGCACCCAAAUCCUUUUGAAACUAUUACGCAGGCUGCGGUAAGGUCACAGCUUGCAGAAUUAGAAGCACAAGAGCUACAGGCAGGGAUCGACCACUCACUCAAUGAUGAUGUCUCGCCCAGUGUCCUUAUUAGUGGCAGGAUUGAAUUAGAAGAUAUGCAACAACAGCUCAAACAUGACAUUUCCAAUCUCUCGUUUCAUCCCACGGACAAGCAAAGAGAGGCCAUCAUUCACAGAACUAAUGUGCUACAGAGACGUGUCAGUGAUUCUUGGUCCCGCUACCAACAACUCUACAUGCCCAUUGUCUCCAUGCUGCGCUCAUCAACAAACAAUCUUCCACUUUAUCUACCAUCAGCUCUUGAGCAUUUCGACUGUGAUCACUGUUUGAUGCAGUAUGAAUGGGAACUCUGGCAGGCACAGGCUUGUGAUGCCCUAAACGAACUCCAUUCACACCUUCAUUUACAUUCACACAUGUACAAAUUCAAAGACAAGAACUUACGAGGCCAAAACUUGAUUGGGUGUGUCGAGGCAAAGAAAGAUGCAGUGGUAAAGAAAUACAAGCGUGCACGUCAAGCAAUGGCAUCACUAAGCUGUCGGUUGGGUGAUCACACUCAAGGCACUGGGACUAUCUCAUGGAUCUGGCUGACUGUGAGUGUUUAUAGUCAAUGUGAUCAAUGGCUGACUCAGAUAGGUGUCCGUAUUGAGUGGUGCAAGGCACGUGCACGCACAGCUCAAUGGUCUGAGGAGGUAGAGCUACUGGCUGAAGAAAUGAGACAAGUACUGGCCUUUCUGGAAUGGCAAAGCGGCUGGUGGCAUCAGCGCACAACUCUGCGCUCAUUUGAGAAGACCACUGAGCAAGAAGGCUUGCAGGCAUAUGUGUACCAUCAGGCUGCACCCCACGAGCCAGAAUUCAUCUUGGGCAUUGGUGUGUAUGGUGGGUGA